Molecule: messenger RNA, 1683 nt
Organism: Colias croceus (clouded yellow)
Lineage: Eukaryota; Metazoa; Arthropoda; Insecta; Lepidoptera; Pieridae
Gene: CCDC151
Product: spindle pole body component 110
Exons: 12
Coding region: 1-1683 (560 amino acids)
Biological process (GO): outer dynein arm assembly; cilium movement
Cellular component (GO): cilium
Source: RefSeq, a predicted model, not a curated record
AUGGCCCUGUGUUAUCAUAAACAUCCGUUUGAAAUAGAGACGGAAGAUCGUCUGACAACAAUUAAUACUAAAAUAUUUGAGAUCAAAAAGAAAAUACAGCUAUCAGACGGUCAAAGAAAAUCGCAUUACGAGGAAAACGAAGCCGAGAGACAACAGAACAACGAUCUCAUAGACACUCUAAAGAGUGAAAUCAAACUAAGAUUGACAGAACUCGCACAAGCAAGGCAGGUGAUCAGUGAUGAGGAGGCGCAGAUAAAGAAGUACCUGAAUGAGGUCUGUCCUGUGGGGAAUAAAACUGCUGAUCAGGUUAUCCACAAUCUAGAUUUAAAAGUCAUAGAACAACGAAAAAUGCUGGACCUUUUAAAGUACGAGAAAGGCAGUAAAAAGAAAAAAUUGAAAGAAUUCGAGAAAGAAUAUGAGAAAUUACUGAUUGAAAGCACAAAAAGUGACCUCGUUAAGUCGAAGAUGUCAACUAGAUCCAAAAAGCACAUUUCCCAUUUGGAAAACGAGAUCCACACAGUUUUGAUACAGUGGACUGAAGCAGAGUUGGUCAAGAAGAAAUACGCGUCUAUCAAGCAGGCGCUCGUAGAAGACUCCGUGAAGUUUGAAAGUUCUCUAGCUAAAAUAGAAGAUCUUCUGAAAAAACAACAGGAGGAGAUAAAGAAACUCGAGCACGUCCGCGACGAAGCAUUAUCCAUGCGUAUACGCGCGACCGCAGCAGCCACAGCAGAAGCUGCGCGUGCGCACGACGCGGAACAUUCUAGAGCUGCUGAAAGGGCGUACUUCGCGCAGAGGUUUGAGGAACGACGCCGGGAGAUGGAGAAGCUUGAGAAACGGAUCUUUCCACCUGCUUUGCGUCCGGUACGCCAAGAUUCAACGGGCUCUAUGGACGGCGAACCUGCUGUGGAAGAAAUAUCACCAGAUCAGGAGAUGGAGGAAAUAUUCCAACGACUUAUGAAGCUCACCGGAGUAACAGAACCAGAACAAGUCUUCGACCGCUUCCGAGCCCAACGGGAGACCAGUUCCCGUCUCAACUACUUGCAGCAGAGCAUCGAGGACGAGAAGCUGCAGCUGGAGCGAGCGCAGACCACGCUCAUGGCGGAGCUGGAGGGCUACAAGUUCGCGUCCGUCAAGGACAAGGACGAAGGUCAAGAUGAAAUAAUGAAUCUAAAAACAGCAAUAAAAGAAGAAGAAGAAUCAUACGAAACUCUGAAGAAGGAACUGGAAGAACUCGAAAGCUUCCUCCUGGAUAUCAAGAAAUUGUUAUACGAUCUGUGCAAAUUGCUGGAGCCAGUAGUCCCGGAACCACCAACACCGGAAUGGACGGCAGAAGCACGUGACGUACAGGAAACUAUACGUGUAGUGGCCGUUCGGCUUGAACGGGCAAGGGAUAAACAUAGCACGCUUGUGGAACGGCCGAGAGAUGGCGUUGCUAUGCCUUCUAAUCCGACAAGUGUAGCGGCGUCAGUAGCGGCAUCAGCGCCGAGCCACAGCACACAGCGCGACUCGGAGCGACUUGCGCCUGCGUAUCGGGACCUCGCACUGAGGGAGCCCGGCAAACCGACCGUAUCUGAUGAAGAAGAAGACAUUCCUUCAAGAUGUUACCUGAAGAGGCAAGCUCAGCUCAUCAUUGACACUAAGUGUCGUAGGAAAGGCUUCCGACCACCAUACCCUCGGAGAUAA